AUGGACCGCCUGGUCGCUCUCUGGAGCCUCGACGCCAAGAACGGCGCGCCCCUGAUGAAGUGGAGGCUCUGCUGCCUGGGAGGCCACGUGACCUCGAUCAGGACGGACGGGGCGAACGUCCUCUUCGUGGGCUGCGGCGACAGCAGUGCCCGCAUCAUGGACCUGAUGCACCGGGAGCACCGCCAGCACUGCUGGGUGCUCUGGCGCGGCCUCAGGUCGCCGAUCACGAGCCUGGCGCCCGCUCCCAGCCCCGGCAUCUGGGCCUACGGGCAGCAGGACGGCGGCUUCGGCAUGGUGCCCGUGUCGGCGACGGACGGUCCUGGGAAGGCCGAGCCCCUGUCGUCGAGGAGCCACCCCAGCGGGGUGUCGCAGGUCUGCUGGGUCCGGACCGCGGCCUUCUUGGCGCACCUGGCGCUCGGCACUGGGGCCAGCGGCUCCACAGAGGAGGCGGCGUGCGCGGAGCCGCCGGCGGCAGCAGCAGCGGAGGGAGGGGAGCUGGAGGCGCAGGGCUCGGAGCAGAGGCCGGCGCCGAAGCAGAAGGGCAAGAAGAAGGCCGGCCCCGAGAGCAGGCAGUGCACGGACCCGGAGCUCAGGGGCGCGCUGCAGGGCCUGCUGCUGGUGUCCGUGAGCACGGGGCACCAGGUGCUGGUGACGUCGGGGCUGCCGGGAGGGGAGCACGCUGCCCGAUCGGUGGGCCUGCGGCUGCAGCCGCUGGCCGAGGCCCCCGCGCUUCCCUGCGCCGCGCAGACAUGGGAGUUUCCCGAGGGGACCGGCGACGGGCUGGUGGUGGCGGCGACGCACAAGUCCCACAAGGACAGCCUCGAGGCCACGAGCCUGCAGCUCUUUCUCCCCGGCGAGGGCGACGAGCCGGGGCCCGCCCUCGCGGCCAGGUCGGCCGACGGGCUGGACGGCGGCGUGGCCUCCAUGGCCCUGCGGGCGAGGCCUGGCGCGCAGCCGUGCUGCUCCCACGCGCUGUGCGGGACCUCGAAGGGCGACCUCACCGUGGUGCUCCUGCAGUGGCCGGCGCAGUCGGAGGCAGCCGAGGCAGGGCCGCUGUGGCCCGUCCUGGCGCGGAGGCGGCAGGCUCACGGCAAGGGCGUGACGGACGUGAGGUGGCGCGACGCCGCUGGCACCGGAGACUCCGGCGCCUGCAUGUCGGCGGGCCUGGACGGCAGCGUCAAGGUGUGGAGCUUCGGUGGGCCCGGCGGGCCAAAUCUGCCCCCGCUGGCGGGCCGCCCCGCGGGUGGGCCGGCGGCA
This is a messenger RNA of Prorocentrum cordatum, 1257 nucleotides long. The record is from the annotation of a GenBank genome assembly. NCBI's taxonomy places the organism in Eukaryota, Dinophyceae, Prorocentrales, Prorocentraceae.